This is a messenger RNA of Eruca vesicaria subsp. sativa (arugula), 642 nucleotides long. Lineage: Eukaryota; Viridiplantae; Streptophyta; Magnoliopsida; Brassicales; Brassicaceae. The record is from the annotation of a GenBank genome assembly.
AUGGACAUAGUGGUGAUGAUGCAGCGAGUUUUACUGGGUAACACGAAACAGCGUAAAUAUUUACCUUACAUUACAAGUUUUACCAAGGAGAAGCAGAAAGAGGAGGUUGUGAAAUUAGGAGUGGAGCUCUCUCUCUUCGUGGCUGAAACAAUGUUCCUAUUAUCCGAUGACAUACGUUCUACAUUGACCGGUCCGGUUUUUGGAAGGCUGUUUCGUGUUGUUGAAUAUGUGUUUAUAGCACAUAUCAAACCCAAGAAUGGAAUCUAUCAUGAUGGUGGCAUAUCAAUCCACUGCCAGCAGUCCAAAGCGUUGUACCCAAAUUUUACUUCUGUAAAAUUUUUGGAUCGUAUUGUUAUGAUUCUAAAAAACGGUGGCGGAGUGAAAUUGUGUGGUUUCGGAUAUUGCAACCAAGAGGUGAAGAAGCUAGCAGAGAAGUUAGGGUAUUCCAAGGAUGUUUCGAAGGCGAAUGGAUUUGUGAGGGAAGCGAUAAAGUGUAACAUUUUCCAGUUGUGGAAACCUCUUUUUGGAACGACACCUGAAGUGAUAAACCCUAUUACAAGAGUUCUUGAGCUGUAUGGGCCUGUUGGAAACAAAUUUAACCAGAUUGCAUGUUGUGAGCGCCUUGCUUCUUUAGUAAUAUGA